AUGGAAUGGCUGAUGGCAGAGGAAGCAAGGAAUGGGACAUGGGUCCGGGAGUUUAUCCUUGAGGGGUUCCCUGUGGACAAGCACCUGAGGAUUCUCUUCUUCCUGGUGCACUUGCUGGCCUACUUGGCCUCCCUCAUGGGCAACACCCUCAUAAUUAGCAUCACUUGCAUGGACCAUCGAUUACAGACGCCCAUGUACUUCUUCCUCAGCACCUUCUCCUUUGUGGAGUGUUGCUUUAUAACUACAGUUAUCCCCCAGCUGCUGGCCAUCUUUCUGUCAGGAAGGCAAACCAUCUCCUUUGUGGCCUGCUUCACACAGGCCUUUGUCGUUCUUUUCCUGGGGGCAACUGUUUUUUUCCUCAUGGCUGUCCUAUCCCUGGACCGUUAUCUGGCCAUCUGCAAACCUCUACAUUAUCCAACCAUCAUGAGCCCAAGGAUGUGCUUCCUUCUUGGGACUGUCUGCUUGGUUUUGGGGUUCCUCUUCAUAUCUGGUCCAGUUGUGAUGCUUUCCCAGUCAUCCUACUGUGGCCCCAACGUUAUUCCUCACUUUUUCUGUGAUUUUGGGCCACUGGCAAAUCUCUCCUGUUCAGAUACCAGGUCUGUUGAGAUGCUGUUUUUCAACCUUGCUUUAAUUGUGCUUUUUUCUUCCCUCCUGAUAGCCAUCUUUGCAUACAGCAACAUAGUGGUCACAAUAGUGCGUCUCCCUUCGGCCAGGGAGCGACAGAGAGCUUUCUCCACCUGUUCCUCUCAUCUCAUUGUCCUCUCUCUGAUGUAUGGCAGCUGUGUAUUUAUAUACAUGAAGCCAAAGCAGACAAGCAGGCUGGACACCAACCGAGAGGCUGCUCUUGUGAACACGGUAGUGACACCCCUUCUGAACCCUGUCAUCUACACCCUGAGAAACAAGCAGGUCCACCAGGCUCUGAGGGACACACUGUCCAGGGUUCAAUUACACAGAUAUCAGAGGAGCAAUGCACCUUCCCUUUGA
This is a messenger RNA of Mus pahari (shrew mouse), 984 nucleotides long. Its product is annotated as olfactory receptor 6C74-like. The coding region runs from base 1 to 984 and encodes 327 amino acids. Gene Ontology annotation, cellular component: membrane. The transcript has a single exon. Gene Ontology annotation, molecular function: olfactory receptor activity; G protein-coupled receptor activity. Gene Ontology annotation, biological process: G protein-coupled receptor signaling pathway. NCBI's taxonomy places the organism in Eukaryota, Metazoa, Chordata, Mammalia, Rodentia, Muridae. The record is from RefSeq and is a predicted model, not a curated record.